Messenger RNA from Symbiodinium sp. CCMP2592, 3849 nucleotides. Lineage: Eukaryota; Dinophyceae; Suessiales; Symbiodiniaceae. The record is from the annotation of a GenBank genome assembly.
AUGACCCCUCCACGGUGCUUCAUGGCAUUCCGGUUUCGGUUGGCGGCUAUACUUCUGGCAGCACUGUGCUGUUCCGUGCUCCGCUGUGUGUUCGUGCUGUCUGGGGCACCUUCGACGAGGACUCGGCGAACACUGCGCCCAGCUAGGGGCGACGACGAGGGCGUUCUCGAUGGCACUUUCAAGGAGGUAGCGCAAAACCUCAUUGACUCCAUGCCUCUGCCUGCGGAAGAGAAAGAGGCUCACGAGGCUUAUCGAAUGGGCCUUUCGGCUCAGUCCGAUGGAGAUCUCAAAGAAGCCGUGCGCUGGUAUGCACGGGCGCUCAAGUUGGAGAGCGAUCCCUCCGAACGCGGUUACAUCCUCUACAAUCUGGGCAUCGUUUUCGCCGAUAAUGGCGAGUUCACCAAGGCAGCCAAGUACUACUUGAUGGCUGUGGACCAGAACUACCAGCUGUUCUCUGCCUGGAAUAACCUGGGUGUCAUGUACCACGCCCAGGGUGUCAAGGCGGAAAGGGACCUGAGAUAUGAUCGAGCCGAUGCCCUCUACGAGAAGGCUGCAGAGUAUUGGAAUCGAGCCUGCAACCUGGCUCCGGGACAGUACGGUGACGCGGAACGAUGGUUGCUGGACACCGGUCGGGCGCAGGGCGAAUGGAAUCUACUGCUGCAGCGUGUGAACGACACCGCAGUCAUUGUGCGACGGCAGGCCACGAAGAUCCUCAGCGCUUUUGUUUUGAAUCACCCAGAUCAUCCAGAUGUAGUGCCAGUCACACUGGAUCUUCUUCGUCGCUCCACGGACUCGGAAGCUUUGCGCAACCUUGUCCUGGGCACGUUCGAGCUCCUCUGGUUCAUGGAUGAUGAGCCUACACCAGAGGCGGCUCGGCAGCUUUGCAGAGUGGUGGAUGCUUCGAGAAGUAUGGUGGCGGCGGUUGGAGACGUCUUGCAGGAGCUCCUGCGCCGUUUUCGAAAGUCCAUCGGCUCACGCAAGAACUCCAAAGGCUACGAGUUCGCCAUCCGCCGAUGGACAACAUUGAUCCUCAAUGAGUUCGUGCGAACGAAGUGUGGAUAUGGUUCAGAAACACCACCCUUCAAGAAAGCCAAGGGUUCGCAGAUCGAGCUUCAAGCAGCCGAAAGUGCCGAGGAGCAGUGGCUGAUGCGUCGAUCCCUCCUCUCCACACUCGAAGCAUUCUCCGCGACGCAGCCCAAAGAUCUGCUGGUGCACUUACGGCCUCUCACGAUCUACCUGGCCUUGGAGGAUGAUUCGCCACCUGAGGAUCAGUGGGUGGCAAUCAAGGUCUGCCGAAUCCUCGCUUCGGUGCUGCCUUACGUGGCAGAAAGGCGCGGUCUGAUGGACCAUCGGCAGGUUCAGGUGGACUUGCAGGCCUUGAUUCGCAACCAGCCUUCCAGUGGAGUGCAUGAAGCUGUGCGUUGCCUUUGCUUGGUCGUCAAGUUUGUCACUGGCGACUUGGCGCAGAUCGUUUCGCACCUGAACGUGGCCGUGCCGUCCCUGUCCCGUUUGUGCACCUCGGCCGAGCAGAAGCCCGGCAGCCUCGAGCGGAUCCAGCUGCUGUACAUGAGCCGUCAAGCUUGGGUGCUGGCGUCCAUCAUGGAGUGCUUGAACAUUGAUGACCAUGUGCAAAUCGAGGGCCUCAGUGCCGAAGAGCAGCCAAAGCGGCGUCUGCUGCCGCGGUCGGACCUGAAGUUCGAGUUCCUUGGAGAUUGCGUGGCAUCGACCGUGCUGGACCUCCUCCUCAGGUUGAAUGCCAUAGGCGAGCCACAGCUGCGGGCCGUGGCCGCUUCUUGCAUGGGCUUUUUCCUGAAGGGCCACCGUGGCUUCACGAAAGAUCGACGAGUGGUGGAGUUGCUGCAGAGUGCUCUGAGCUCCAGCGAUCUCCUCCUUUGCCGGAAAGCGCUGGAGACGCUGUCGGCACUUUUGAGCCACUUCCGCUCAGAGGCGGAUCGGGAAUCCAAAGCAGGUGCCGCGGAUUUCGCCGACAGCAGGGACGGCCGCAUCGCUGGCACCUCGCAAAGCGGACACUCCCUCGCGGCCUUGCAAGGACCCUCCUCGCAGCGAUCAGCAAAGGCCGGCGGCAGCGCUGCCGCCGAGGCCUCAAGCAAGACCAACUCUGCGAUCGAAGCGGCGCAGCCCCUGGCCGCUUUUGCCGAUGUGGUGCUGUCGCACAUCACCUUAGCUGGCAGUGUGGGCCCAGCUGCCGGGGUGCCCUCCCCCAAAAAGUCACAAAGCACAAAGCGAGGUCGCAGUGUGCCAGAAACAGAGGAAGAGGAGGAGCAGGGAUCCGCGCAGGACACGGAGAAGGCAGAAGGAGUGCUGCGAGUUCGCGUGGAAGCCCUGUCUGUGGUCCGGCACCUCCAUCAACAGGGCUUGGUGAAUCCAAUGGCCGUGUUGCCCAAAGUCUUCGCCCUGACUUUCGCGGGAGACCCUCGUUUGUCAGAGCCGGCAACCGCCAUGCUCAAGGAGAUGCUCGAGCUGCGGCCUUCUCUGCUUCUCAACCGCCUGGAUGAGGCCUUCCGGGAGGCUUUCUUGGCGCUCCUCUCGGCGGCAACGACAGCUGUCCGUCUGGGUGAGGCUGUGGUUCCCCAACAGCUCCUGGGACUGGGGGACGUCUACAUGGAGCGCUUCCGAAAGCAGAAAACUCUCCGUGAUACUUUUCUUCGAAAAGCAUUGCGUGAGUUGCAGCGGCUGCAAACCAACCGCUCAGAGGAGCGGUUUGCUGAGCUAGCGGCACUGGGAGUCGUUGGUGUGGAAGACGCAGGUGGCUCCAGUGCUACGAGGAAAGCCGGCAGCCGCGGUCCUGGCCGGAUUCCCUUGCGGCAGCAGCAGCAGCUUCUUUAUGCUCAGUUUUUGGCAUCGGCAGUCACAUCGCUGCCUUUCGCCUUCGAGAACGAGCCUCUGCUGGUGGUUUUCGAAUGCAACCAUCACUUGGCACUACACGCUGGGGCUUUGCUCGCGUCGGCCGACGGAACGGCCGUGAAGGAGAAGGAGACACUUUCGCCCGAGCAGGCCUUGGUCUUUACGGAGGCGCUCUCCAUCGUCAGCUGUGUGGUGCUGAAGACUGUCCUGAGGAGGGAGUACAACCUCUCCUCCGAGCAAUGUGCAACGUUCAAUCCCAAAGAGCUGCGGCAAGAGAGGAUUAAGGCGUUUCCCACCGGAGGUUUCGGGCGAGGUGAGGAUGGACAGACGCCAGCUCGCAAUCGCUUCCCUGCCAAUGAGUGGCUGGAAAAAAUCUCGCCAUUGAUAGAAAACUUUGGGCGGCCGGAGGAGAUCAUUUCGUACAUCCGGACCAUUACAGACGCAGAUCCUUGGGAUGAUAGCCGAUCACGGCACGAGGCCAAGCUUGAUGUUCUGGAGGGUCGGCGUGGGCGCAAAGGCAAAGCGGCGAAGGGCGGGAAGAACGAGUUAAAGGCGACGAAGGUCAAGAAAGCAGAGCCGCCUGCGGCGCGUGGCCGCGGCCGCGGCCGUGGCGAGCAAAAAGAGAAGGGAAAUGUCAAGAAGAAGGGCAGGCGGAAGCAAGGCAUGUGCGAUUCCGAAGAUGACUCCGACUGGGAGGAGCCAGGCGCUCGAAAGCGCCCUCGUGUGCAGGAGCCCGCAGAGGCCGAUGGCGCCGCGCAGGCAGGGGCUCAUUGCCGUGCCAUUUCCGUGAUGCUUCGGACCUCAAGUCUUCACUGUCCCAUCCAGCGCGUUCGCGGACGAAGACCGCGAUUCAAGCGCUGCGCCAUAUACAGGUCAGCACGCCACGCGAGCACAUGCGAUUCGAGCACGAUCCCGACUCAAGCCCCGGCACAAACACCAACAUGCGAGUCAAGCAGAUGUGUUCAGCGAGACUUGUUUUUUUGA